Molecule: messenger RNA, 1705 nt
Organism: Cervus elaphus (red deer)
Lineage: Eukaryota; Metazoa; Chordata; Mammalia; Artiodactyla; Cervidae
Gene: DIPK1C
Product: divergent protein kinase domain 1C
Exons: 4
Coding region: 33-1376 (447 amino acids)
Source: RefSeq, a predicted model, not a curated record
AGGCGGCGUGGGGCGGGCUCGGCGGGCGGGCCAUGGCGCGGGCGCGGGCGGCGGGCGCGCGGGGCCGGCCCGGGCGCUGCGGGCUGGGCGGGCGCUGCGGGCGCCGCGCGCUGUUGGCCUGCGUCGCGUGGACCGCGGGCUGGGUGCUGGCGGCCGCGCUGCUGCUCCGCGCGCACCCGGGCGUCCCCUCCGAGCGCUGCAGCGACGAGAAGAGCCGGCGCAUCCUGGCCGCGCUGUGCCAGGACUACCGGGGCGGCGCGCUGGGCGGAGACCUGUGCGAAGACCUGUGCGAGGCGGGGAAGCUGCGGUACCAGCGCUGCUUGUACUAUGAGCGCGGCAAGAAGGUGCUGCAAGCCGACUGGCGCGGCCGGCCCGUGGUGCUCAAGUCCAAGGAGGAGGCCUUCUCCAGCUUCCCGCCGCUCGGCCUCCUGGACGGGCAGCCCGGGGCUGGCGGUCAGGACAUGCCGGAGGCCGAGCUGCUGGUGCUGGCGGCCGGGGAGGCCCGGAGCGCGCUGGGCCUGGCUCCGGCCGAGGGCGGCCUGGGCCGGCUGGGGCUGGCACGGCGGGGCCCGCGGCGGCGGGGCCAGCUGGCCAGCCUGUGGGCGCUGCUGCAGCAGGAGGAGUUCGUGCUGCUCAGCCUGCUCCGCGGCCGCAGCCCGCACGCCCCGCCCGUGCUGGGCUCCUGCGGCCACUUCUACGCCGUGGAGCACCUGGCGGCCGGCAGCCCCGGCCACCGCGCCCUCUUCCCACUCGGCCCGGACGGCGGGCACCGCGGCCAGGCGCGCGCGGUCAGCGGCGUGGCGCUCAGCUUCCUGGACAUGGUCCGCCACUUCGACCAUGACUUCGCCUACCGCCUGCACCUCUGCGACGUCAAGCCCGAGAACUUCGCCAUCCGGAGCGACUUCACGGUGGUGGCUAUUGAUGUGGACAUGGCUUUUUUCGAACCUAAAAUGAGGGAAAUUCUCGAGCAAAACUGCACGCGGGAUGAAGACUGCAAUUUCUUUGAUUGUUUUUCGAAGUGUGAUCUGAGAGUGCACAGGUGCGGGGCCCAGAGAGCCAACAGCAACCUGCAGGUGGUCUGUGACAAGAUCUUCCGCCACUGGUUCUCCUCGCCCCGUGGCAGCUCCGCGAUGUCAGGCCCGCUGCGGGGGCAGCUGCAGGCAGCGGUGCAGGAAUGUGCGGCCCCCAGUGCCCAGGGCAUGCCCCGCAUGCUCGGGAGGCUGCGAAGCCUGCUCCAGGCCGCGCUGCGGGAGCUGCAGGACGGCGAGGAGCUGCACCCCUGGGCGAGGAGCCGUCCGCGCGGGGACACUCACCGUGGGACCCCGGGCGCUGCUCGGAAGGCCCCAGGCGGCCUUGGCCAUCACCCCCUUGAGUGACGCGAGGGACGGGUCUGGCGCCAGGGUCUCCCCUGUGCGGGAGCAGGAGUGUCCAUGGGGCCCUGCAGACUCCCAGUGCAACAGCGUGCACAGGGUGUGCGCAUGCAUGAGCACAAGGGUGUGCAAGUGUGCAUGGGCACAUGGCCGUGAGAGCUGUGCAGGUGUGUGGAUGUGUGUGAGCAGGUGAGUGCCUGGGGCGUGUGCUCCUCCGGGUGGGGAAGGCACUGUCUCUGGCGGGUCCUGGAGCUUAGGGCCUCCCGAGCAGAAUCACCUUUGUUUGAUUGAAAGCAUUGAAGGAAUUGAAAACAUUAAAAAACACAAGUCUGGGA